CCGGUGUACCCACCUAACACGGCGACUACGGCCGCGGCGCCGGUCACCGUGCCCGUCAGCAAGGCUGCAGGGCCGUUCAUAGGGGAGAAAGGAGUACCCGGAGUGAAAGCCAUGGCAAUACUCAACUGCCUGCUGGCUCGCCAGCUGUGCUUCGAGGACGCCUCCUGUUCCGCCAUCUUGGAGAUCAUCCCGCGCGUCUGUGGCUCUGAACUUGUGGCAUGCUCGACGGUGACUGUGACCAAGUGCCAGGCGGCGCUGCGGACUCUGCAGGCGUUCCCGUUCUUCAAGCCGACCUGCCUCUGCCGGGAGCCGAACGUGGACCCCGAGUGUAACUCCUUCCGCGACUUCCUGUUUGACCAUCCUUGCGUGUUCGUCAUGAAGAAGGAGAAAGACCCGUACCCCGUGGAAACCCUACCGACUUGCACCUACGCCCUGAGUGUCUGCCACAACGAGAAGGCCUGCUCCGUGCUGUUUGACCGCUUCAAGAACGCUUGCAAGGCCCGCGAUGGAGAGUGCCGUAUGGAAGACCGCGAGGCCUGUCGCGAGGCCUGGGCCGGCCUCCGUCUCUCCCCCCUCUUCGGCUGCAUUUGCCCCAAUACCCACAUGAAGAAACGCUGCGACCGCAUCUUUGCCGUUGUGAACCACAACCCAUGUGUCGUAAAACUGAUGUCGGACGGCCGGAACCCGAACCGGACGGGGGCCGGCGUGACCUCGUGGAUCGGGGGUAUGUCCAUAACACAGGAUGGGAACCUGAUCGCCCCCGACAAAAUAAUGAGCCACGUCCACCGAUACGCAAGCCCCCACUACAACCCCCACGGACACCAUUACCACCGCUGGAACCACGAGCCGGGGGGGAGCGAAGAUCCGCUAUACGCCACAAAGACCGUCUAUGGACCAGGAUAUAUUGAUGAGAACCAGAGGAUUGGCAAAGAGAACGGUAAAGCAGGUGACGACAAGCUGGCCCUGCAGUCGACCUGCCACGUAGCCCUGGAGACCUGCAUCAAGGACAACGAGUGCUCCACGACCCUGGAUCCUGUGCUGCAGAACUGCCACGCGACCAACUGCGACCGGGAGGGGUGUAUGACGGCGCUGAGGGGGUUCUAUAGGAAGCCGGGUGUACAUUGGAAUACGGAGAUCGCGUUCUGCCUUUGCAAGAAAACUGACAACAAGGAGGACUCGUGCAUGCGCGCUCAGGAGCAGCUCCAUCCGUCUUGCGCUCAACGCCCACCCUCGGGACAACCGCUACCAGCCUGUCAUACUCUCGCCCAUGCCUGCCGUGAAGAACCCGAAUGCAGACUCCGCCUAGAGAACUACGAGCAAUGGUGCGCCGUGGACGCCGUAACGCAGGGCUGCGCAGGCGCACCCGCCGCCUGCCGCGCCGCCGUGCUAGCCGUGUUGGGGACUCAACUGCGGGCCGCUUGUGCCUGCAGGGGCACGGACUUUGCCCAGCUGUAUGACUGUCUUGGCUGGCAGAGACUGCUCUGGCUUAAUCCUUGCGUCGUGGAAUCCCAGAGUGACUACCACGUGAAGACCUACGGGAACAUGAUUACCACCUCCCUCUAUGAUGACGGCAUAAUCACCGUGGCACCAGCACCGGCGAUACAUCAUACCACCAACCACCACCGCCAUACCACCCACGUGGCCCAGGUCAUACCUCCUCAGCCCCAACCUCAGGACAACCGCCUAAGCCCGAUCACCACCCGCUCCGACCAAACGAUCCGGCCGGAAAUCCCCGAAGAGAUCUCCGAGCCCGUCGCCCCCGUCAUCAUCGAGACCACCGAAGCUCCCACCACUACCACCACCAGUACCACUACCACUACCACGACCACUACAACGACGACAACGCCGCGACCGACGACGACCUUGGAGCCGACGAAGUACUGUAUCGUGAAGAAGCCGGAGAGCGAUGAUGAGGCACAGUACAUUAAGAUGGGAGAGACCAGGAGGCUAUACCGUUCCGCCGAGCUCGCCGAAUGCACGGACCUAUGCGUGUGCGAGCACAGUCUACAAGUGUCCUGCAAGGUGGCGUGCGUGCCUCGAGCACCGUGCUCAUCCCGCCUCGCACAUUACUCGCAUGCUGCUCCGGCCUACCAGGCUUAUAGAGGACGAUGCUACUGUUACUCCGGGUCAUUCAUCUGCAUGAGACCUAAUCCUGGAGAAUACAAGCUUCCCGAAGGCGUGUACUUGCUGCUCGGGUUCAGCUCGGUGGACGAAGCCCUCCUACGACCGCACACCGGUCUAGGUGCCGAGGAUGCUGUCAGGCUGCUGCAGAGUUACUUGCAUACGGUGCAGCGAGAGACGAACUGCACCCUAACGUUGUUCAACAUCAGCAACGAGAACGUGAUCAUCUCUGCCAGCGUUCCCGCCAAGGAGCAGGACGCACUCAAGGAAGCUGGGGAACCCUUGCUUGACAAGAAAAGGAGGAGUGCAUCGACGUCCUCAAGAUCGUGAAAGCUCGCAUCAACUCGCAGCACGAGGACAUCUCCUCGCACCUGCUGCUGUCCAUCUUCAAGAUCGCCGAGGUGGACGUUGUGUACCCCACUCCCCC
This is a messenger RNA of Leguminivora glycinivorella, 2548 nucleotides long. RefSeq lists its product as uncharacterized. Bases 112 to 2451 code for a protein of 779 amino acids. The record is from RefSeq and is a predicted model, not a curated record. Gene Ontology annotation, molecular function: signaling receptor activity. The transcript has 16 exons. Lineage: Eukaryota; Metazoa; Arthropoda; Insecta; Lepidoptera; Tortricidae. Gene Ontology annotation, biological process: nervous system development. Gene Ontology annotation, cellular component: external side of plasma membrane; signaling receptor complex.